Amoebophrya sp. A120 is the source of this 1523-nucleotide messenger RNA. Lineage: Eukaryota; Dinophyceae; Syndiniales; Amoebophryaceae. The record is from the annotation of a GenBank genome assembly.
AUGGAAAUGGUCAGGCCUUCGAGGAUCCCAGAGACUCGCUGUCCUCUUGUUUUGGAGUUCAUUCUAAGACAGCUGUUGCAAGUUUUGCGGAAAGCUAUAAAUACAGAAGCCGCAUAAUAUGAGCUUCUUCCUUGUUGCACCGACCACCAGUUAGAACUUGCUAAAUUUUACAUACAUGAAAGAAGCGCCAGACGAUCCAUACAGGACAACUAAACGCAUACGCAAGAAGAUAAACGAAUGUUUCAUCAUGCCCGCUAGUAAAAAAGUAGAGCAGACAGAAGCCCGUGGCCGUGCUCGCUCUUCUGUCAGCGGCAUUAAUAAUGAAGAAACGCGACCAGGGGACGACAAGGAUUCGAGCAACUACGCAUCGGCUCGUCCGGAGCAGAGCGUACUGGAGCGGUUUUCCGAUGAGAUCAAAUUUACACUUGUGUGUGGCUCUGUACUCAAGUCGGUUGAAGCCUCAGCGACUGAGGCGAACGGCCUGACCGUAUGCAAGGCGGACGAAGGACCUCCAGAACGGCGAGAGAGGAAUCUCGAGGAGCUGGAAAAGAUGCUCGAAGAACUGCGAAUGCUGGUUACAAAUGCUCCAACAGCACAAAUACAAGAAGCGAGUGGCGGAGAGAGUUCAGGCGAGGACGCGAAUAUGAUUCUGUUGGAAGGCGUCGUCGUUCAGAAGAAGCAGCAAAUUGUGGCGCGGUUGCGAAAAACUAAACUUUGGGAAAAGGUGGCCGCCAAGCUGCCUCGUCCGGAAUUUACACAGAUGCAGAAAGUACUGCAGUACCUGUACAUCGGACCCUACCAGCCGCUUCUGCAGCGCGGGAAAGCGCUUGUCGAGAACCGCAUCACGGCGGUGCUAUCGGCGACAAAAGAGCCCCCAAACCAGCUGCCAAAAUGCGUGCGGCGCAAGCUCUGCCUGCGCGUGACAGACCACGUUGCCGAGCGUUCGCUGGACCUGGAUCGUGUGGUGGAGUUCGUACGCGCGGAGCGCGAUGACCACCAGGGACGCGUGUUCGUGCACUGUGGGGCCGGGAUCAGUCGGGCAGCGACGUGCACGCUCGCUUGCCUGUGUGCGCUCGAGAAUUUGUCUCUGCAAGAUGCGUACUCGUGGUUGCGAGCAGUCCGCCCGUGCAUCAAUCCGAAUGCCACUUUCCGCCAGCUCUUGACGAGCCGUUUCGGUGCUGCCAAGAACGAAGAGGCCGUCGUUGACCAGGAGGAGGUUCGACUCAGCCAGGAAGACGAAGAGCGCGAACGGGUCCGGGCUGCCAAUUGUGUACGCUGUGUUUAAUAUUGACCUGGAACACGAACUGAAUAAAAACGGCGGGCUCAAUGGCGCACAUUCCUCAUCAAGCAUGCAGGAGAAAUUCUCAUAAUCCCGUUCCUGUUCACGAUAUAUAGUGAACCGCAGCCCCCGCUGGUAGAUUCUCCGCGGUACUGAUCGCGUGUGUAGUACGUAUUCUUUUGACCACAUCAAACUGCAGCGCAAAUGAGACAGAACUCCUUAUAGUACUUAAAAAUGAUUAUGC